This is a messenger RNA of Nanorana parkeri, 2402 nucleotides long. It is a transcript of the gene MYLK3, whose product is annotated as myosin light chain kinase 3. Lineage: Eukaryota; Metazoa; Chordata; Amphibia; Anura; Dicroglossidae. Gene Ontology annotation, molecular function: protein serine/threonine kinase activity; ATP binding. Gene Ontology annotation, biological process: intracellular signal transduction; protein phosphorylation; positive regulation of apoptotic process. The coding region runs from base 99 to 2396 and encodes 765 amino acids. The record is from RefSeq and is a predicted model, not a curated record. Gene Ontology annotation, cellular component: nucleus; cytoplasm. The transcript has 13 exons.
GCUGUGCCCUAAGACCAUAAAGCCUUGCAGAUGCAGAACCAGGAGGAGGAUUAGCGGGACAACGUCGGAUUAGGCGUUUGGGUAGCAGGACAAAAAAAAUGAGCAAGCCGGAGUCAAUAACCUCUUGCUUGGCCAAAAUGUACGAGAGUAAGUUGGACCAAGGGCCUGGAAAAUCCCCGGUCAAGCCUCCCGGACUGGCCAACAACACGGACAGCAAGCUGAACCUCCUCAACGAGAAGGUGGACAAGCUGCUACACUUUCAGGAAGACGUCAUGGGCAAGCUGGAAAUGGUUUCUCACGGUAUGGACCUGCUGGAACAAGGGAUUGAUAAACUCUCAGCCUCUCAUGGACCCAACCCAAAAGCAGACCCGGAGAAUGUCGGACAAAGCAGCUUCUCGGAAUUGAUACGACUCCUCAAAAUGUUACACGAAGAAUCGGUUGUCCACCAGGAGAAACUAGACGGCCUGGAGAAGAUGAUGGCGACGAUGGACAAGGUGGUGGCGUUCGUGGGGAACACUCUCAAAAGCUCUAAGAUUGUGGAUUUCGUUCUGAAGGGGACUGUUCCCUGGAAGAAGAAGGAGGAGGCCAAAGAUGACUCGGAGGAGAAGGAAAGCAAACCGAAGCACGUCCUGGCCAGCAGAGGAUCACAGAUCGACGUGCAGAGACCACCAGCAACCCCACAGAAGAGCAGCAGCACAGAAGGCAGAAGACUCGGCCACAAGACAGCUCGGUGUAGCAGUCACCAUACCAAAGCCGACUCUACCGAUGUUCAGACUUUAGAUAUACCUCAGCAACCUGACAGCUGUCAUAUUGCCAAACCUUGGGCACAGAAAGUGGCCGGAGAGCUACCAGGAGAGAAAAGUGCCCCAUCAGAUCCAGAUGCCCAGUAUAUAAAACCUUCCCUCCCCCCAGCAGCAGACCAGAAUUCCAAACUCCAAGAACCUAAGCAGAUCGUUGAGGAACCUGGAGGAGAUCCCGGUCUCCUUACUCAAAAUCACAUUUCUGCAACAUGCCCGCCAGCUUUAAAAGGCCCUCUCCAAAGGAAAAGCACUUGUUCCCAGACCGAGGAGAUGAGCAGAACAGAACCAGAAAAUAAACCAAAGUCAGACGUGAAUACGCCAGCGUCGGCACCACAGACAGCCCACAUUACAAGUAAGGACAAGAAGACAUCCUCUGCUACCCAAACUGAGGAGCCCGUGCCAACCCAGGAGAAGGCCCACACGGACCUAAAACAAGACAAGGGAGUGAAGGGAGCAGUAAAACACAGCCUAACAGAACUGGUUAAAAAGGACUGUGGUUCUGUCCCAACUCCCGGUCAAACUCCUGUCACGAAACCACCAGAAGACACGAGGAAGGCUCUGGAGGACUCGUCCCUCCAUGUUAUAGAUGACUGCCCGCCGCCCCCUGCACCUUUCAACCACAGGAUAGUCAGCAUUAAGCAGGCCAUAUUAUCAUCGUGCUACACAGUCUGCCAGCAUGAAGUCCUCGGGGGCGGACGCUUUGGUCAAGUCCACAAGUGUGUAGAGAUUUCCUCCGGACUGCGACUCGCCGCCAAAAUCAUUAGAGUUAAACCGCCCAAGGACAGGGACGAGGUGAAGAAUGAAAUUAAUGUCAUGAACCAGUUGAACCAUGUGAACCUGAUACAGUUGUAUGAUGCCUUCGAGUGCAAAAAUGACUUGACCUUGAUCAUGGAAUACUUGGACGGCGGGGAAUUAUUUGACCGGAUCACCGACGAGAACUUCCACCUGACAGAACUAGACGCCGUAAUGUUCACCAAACAGAUCUGCGAGGGGAUCUACUACGUGCACCAGCAGUAUAUACUCCACCUAGACCUGAAGCCUGAAAAUAUUUUGUGUGUCAGCCGAACUGGAAACCAAAUCAAAAUUAUCGAUUUCGGACUAGCGAGAAGGUACAAGCCAAGAGAGAAGCUGAAGGUGCAUUUCGGAACCCCGGAGUUUUUGGCCCCAGAAGUGGUGAAUUACGACUUUGUGUCCUUCCCGACCGAUAUGUGGAGCGUGGGGGUCAUUACCUACAUGCUACUCAGCGGACUGUCUCCAUUUCUGGGAGAAAGUGACGCAGAAACCAUGAACUAUAUUGUCAACUGCAACUGGGACUUCGACUCGGAGGCAUUCGAUCAGGUGUCCGAAGAGGCCAAAGACUUCAUCUCUGGGCUUCUGGUCAAAGAAAAGAGCUGUAGACUGAGCGCCGGACAAUGCCUAAAACACGAGUGGCUGAUAAAUCUGCCCCUAAAAGCCAAGAAAUACAAAGUUCGCUUGAAGUCUCAGGUCAUGCUUCAAAAAUACUUGGCCCAGAAGAAAUGGAAAAAACAUUUCUACGUGGUCACGGCUGCCAAUCGCCUCAGGAAGUUCCAGCUGCUUUCACCCAAACCUUCCUAGAACGAG